Messenger RNA from Dermacentor andersoni, 975 nucleotides. The record is from RefSeq and is a predicted model, not a curated record. Lineage: Eukaryota; Metazoa; Arthropoda; Arachnida; Ixodida; Ixodidae.
ACUCUUCAUUAUGUGACGAAGGGAUGUACGGAUGAUGGAAACAACCGAACUAUGUUACUUUUCCUGCACGGAUUUCUCGACUUUUGGUACUCCUGGAACAGGCAAAUACCUAGUCUUGGUAAUGAAUUUUGCAUUGUGGCACCAGAUUUGCGUGGCUAUGGCAACUCUACAAGGCCUGAGGACACGGCCCAGUAUCUGAUGCUGAAUCUCGUCGGAGAUAUAAAAGGACUACUUGAAAACCUAAACCAAAACCACAAGAGGAAGGUCGUUCUGGUUGGACACGACUGGGGAGGCAUGAUCAGCUUCUGCUUUGCGACGUUAUACGAAACCUUGAUCGACGGCAUGGUGAUCAUCAACGGCAUGCAUCCAAAGGCCUUUGCUAAACAACUCUUUCGAAGCGUGAAGCAGAUGAGAAUGUCCUGGUACCAACUUCCAUUUCGACAUCCCGUUGUUCCCGAGCAAUAUCUGAUAAUGCGGGAUUUCGCCUUCUUUGACAAAGCGCACAGAGGUUUCACCGAAAACGAGACAUACGCCCACAAGUACAUGUUUUCGCGGGAUGGUGCGCUGACCGGUGCCAUAAGUUACUACCGUGCGUUCAACAACGAUAGCGAUCAACUAGGGAAGCUGCCGUACAAGGAGAUCAAUGUUUCCACGCUGAUUCUGUGGGCAGAGGAAGAUGCAUUCAUUAUGAGUCCGAUAGCCAAGUACAACCAAGAGUGGUUGAAAACGUCAAAAGUAGUGUACUACAAAGGUGCAGGCCACUGGCUACCCAGAGAAUGCUCCACGCAGGAAGAUGGCAUCGUGGUACCGACCAUCUACACCCCUCCAGCUACGUUCAAGAGCGAGAUCGACGCGUUCCUGACGGACGUGUUUGGUAGGAUGACUCUCGAUGACGCUACAUUAAUCGUCAUAGUAAGAGACUUCAACAUAGACCUAACGAGACCCGAUGGAAAGAGGUUAAUCUCCUUCAUGUAG